Messenger RNA from Heterostelium album PN500, 1149 nucleotides. RefSeq names its product GPN-loop GTPase family protein (gene gpn1). Gene Ontology annotation, molecular function: GTPase activity. Lineage: Eukaryota; Evosea; Eumycetozoa; Acytosteliales; Acytosteliaceae. The transcript has 5 exons. Bases 1 to 1149 code for a protein of 382 amino acids. The record is from RefSeq and is a predicted model, not a curated record.
AUGUCUGAUAAUAAUAAUAAUAAUAGUAAGAGUGAUAGUAAUAAUAAUAAUAAUAACAAUGUAUCAUCUCGUCAAAAACAACCAAUCAAUAUGAUUUUGUUGGGUAUGGCAGGUAGUGGAAAGACAACAUUACUUCAGAGACUACGUGCACACGUUCACGAACACAAGAUACCUACCUACAUUAUAAAUUUGGAUCCUGCCGUUGCUAAACUACCUUAUACACCAAACAUUGAUAUACGUGACACCGUCAACUACAAAGAGGUAAUGAAACAGUACGGUCUCGGUCCGAACGGUGGUAUCGUCACCAGUCUCAAUCUGUUCUCAACGAAAUUCGACAAGGUCUUGGAGAUCGUUGAGAAACGUGCACCGCAACUCGAUUACAUCAUUAUGGAUACGCCGGGACAGAUCGAGGUCUUCACUUGGUCGGCAUCCGGUGGUAUCAUCACCGAGUUGAUGGCGAGCAGCUUCCCAACCGUGCUUGUCUACAUCAUCGAUACUCCGCGAACCAUAGAUCCCACCACCUUCAUGUCGAACAUGUUGUAUGCAUGCUCGAUCAUGUACAAAUCUAAACUGCCGAUGGUCGUUGCAUUCAACAAGAUCGACGUUGCCAACCAUCUCUUUGCGCAGGAGUGGAUGAACGACUUUGAGUCGUUCCAAGACGCACUGACAUCCGACCCAUCGUACAUGUCAAACUUGACACGUUCAAUGAGUUUAGUAUUAGAGGAAUUCUAUUCAACGCUACAAAGUGUAGGUGUUUCGGCAGUGGAUGGAACAGGAAUAGAUGAGUUUUUCGAGAAAAUCAAUACGGCAGCAGACGAUUACUAUAAAUUUUAUAAAGCAGAUUUGGAUAAAUCAAAAGAAGAAAGAUCGAAAGAAGAACAAUUAAAGGCAACACAAGAAUGGGACAAGUUAAAGAGAGAUUUAGAAGAAUCAAAGGGUUCAAAUGUUGUUUAUGAUUAUAAAAAGGAUGAAAAUGAAAAGAAAAUGAAGAAUUUAUCUAUUGAUGACCCAAUGGCUGAAGAUGAUGAUGAUGAUGAAGAUGAUUACGAAGAUGCCUACUAUCUAUCAAAUUACAGUGCAGAAAAAAAGAAAAAGAUUAAACAACAUCAUCAUAAUCAUCAUUUUGAAAGAAAAUCAAAAUCAAAUUAA